Molecule: messenger RNA, 3821 nt
Organism: Archocentrus centrarchus (flier cichlid)
Lineage: Eukaryota; Metazoa; Chordata; Actinopteri; Cichliformes; Cichlidae
Gene: rcor2
Product: REST corepressor 2
Exons: 14
Coding region: 211-1830 (539 amino acids)
Biological process (GO): negative regulation of DNA-templated transcription; regulation of transcription by RNA polymerase II
Cellular component (GO): transcription regulator complex; histone deacetylase complex
Molecular function (GO): transcription corepressor activity
Source: RefSeq, a predicted model, not a curated record
UCCCCCCGGCGCGCACGCACACACUCACGGAGUCCCUGAGUCCGUGCGGUGCUCCUCAUUGUAGUGUGACCGUGCUCAUCAAUUAGGCGAGAGUUAAGCCUUUUUACACACACUAAUUGCCUUUGAACGCUUCGGAGAGGAUUGAAAGCUGCGGGCAGAGGCUCGGAGAAGUUUUGAGUUCGGGAAAGCGGAGAGAAAGGAAGCACAGUCAUGCCCUCAGUGAUGGAGCGCUCGGGGGCCGGGGUCCUGUCCAGGAGCAGAGCCAAAACUGUAACCAAUGGGAACAGCCAGCCACACUCCGAGGAAGAGAGCAGCGAUGAAGAGCACGCUCACGACAGCAUGAUCAGAGUGGGAGGAGACUACCAGGCUCAGAUCCCAGAGUUCAAACCAGACAGUCCAGCCCGCUACAGUGAGAAGGACCACAGGAGCAUGUUGGUCUGGUGUCCCAACACUCAGCUCUCUGAUGCAAUGUUGGACGAGUAUAUCCUCAUGGCUAAAGAGAAACAUGGAUACAACAUGGAGCAGGCUCUGGGCAUGUUAUUAUGGCACAAACACGACGUCGAGCGCUCACUGGCCGACCUGGCCAACUUCACCCCUUUCCCAGAUGAGUGGACGGUCGAGGAUAAAGUGCUCUUCGAGCAGGCCUUCAGCUUCCAUGGCAAGAGCUUCCACCGCAUCCAGCAGAUGCUUCCAGAUAAGCUGAUCUCCAGCCUGGUAAAAUACUACUACAGCUGGAAGAAGACCAGGACCAGGACCUCUGUCAUGGACCGACAGGCCAGGCGGCUGAUCAACAAGAGAGAGAAAGAUGACAGUAAUGAUGAGAUUGAGGAAGGAGACCCGGGUAGUGACAGUGAUUUUGAGAUUGAUGCCAAAAAAGAGGCGGCGAAACAGAACUCAAGCAGCACCAGCUCUGACAAAGCCACCCCCAGCCGCUCUGGUCCAGUGAAGAAGGAGAACAUUGGCGCUCAGUACAGACACCACCCACUCAGAGCCCGUCGCAGGCCACCCAAAGGCAUGCACCUGGAGCAGGCAGACAUCAUGUCUCUGUCAGCCUCCCAUGAUGCUGGAGUUCUAACCAUUCGCCAGCUGGACACACAGCUGGUUUCACUCAAGAGACAGGUUCAGUCUAUCAAACAGAACAACAGCAGUUUGAAGCAGAGCCUAGCUGAAGGUGUUGAUACCUUGAGACCUAUAGAGCCUGCCCCCAAGAUGAACUCUCGUUGGACCACAGAGGAGCAGCUCCUGGCUGUGCAGGCUAUCCGUCGUUAUGGUAAAGACUUCACCGCCAUCGCUGAAGUGAUUGGGACCAAGACACCAGCUCAGGUGAGCUCAUUCUUUGUGAGCUACCGGCGUCGCUUCAACCUGGACGAGGUGCUGAGAGAGUGGGCAGCAGAGCAGGUGGCCACCAGCCGAGACCAGAGAGACCUGAGGAGGAGUGGCGAGGAGAUGGCAGCAGUUACAGAUGGAGGCGCAUUAGAGGAGGAGGUCAAAAUGGAGGACUCCCUCUCAGAUGCUGCAGGCAGUUCCUCUCCCCCCUCCUCCACUCACGCUCCAUCCUCCCUCUCCCAGCCUCCCCCACUGCUGCGUCCAGCUCCUCCUUCAGCACCCCCAAGCCUCCUCCGUCAGCCACCUCCUCUUCAGACGCGCCCGCUCCAGAACAGAGCUCCCCACAACCACCCUCCACCUCCGCUCAUCCGGCCUGCAGUGACCACCACUUCCUCCUCCGGGAGUCUUAGGGGUUCUCCUCCCAGCUCCUCCUCGUCCUCCACUGCAGUUCAGAUGCCUCCAUCGCUGGUCGGGCUUAAAGUGGAGCAGCCCAACUCCCACUGAGACAUACAAGACAGCAGGAGAAGGAACACACACACUCACUCCACAAGCAUGCAUAAAAUCACACAAACACGAUACUUCUCUUCAGUCAACCUGGAACUCGUCACUCCUGGGACCAUCACAUGACUACAUCGUAGAUUGACACGCUCAGGUGCGCAGUGUGACAUCACUCGUCUUAAAAAUGUGUCUGGAAGAGUGCAAGGAUCCCAUUAGUGACGUGAAGGCCCUUUACUGUAAUGACAAACACCUACCUCCAGCAUACACACACACACACGCAGACAGACAGAGCUAGGAACUCCAAACACUACAUGCACACAACAGACACUGGAUCAUGAAGCCGUUGAAGAAAGCCACAACCACAGAGAGCAAACCCACCUGCAUGUCUCCAUGGCAACUCUUGAACAUCUGGAGGGCUGUGGAUAAACACACACACUCACUCUCUCUCUAUAUAUAUCUAUAUACUGUAGUUCCAUUGGGCAAGUCAUCCACACAACCAUCAGGAUAAAGAUGACUAGAUGAGGGAAAGAGGAAGAGUAGCUAGUCCACAGCUGAGCCAGACAUGCUCCUCCUAAGAGGGUGUCUACGUCACACAGUUUUCUUUCAAGUUUGGACUCUCAGAGGGGAGCAAAAGGUACCUCUGCAAAAUAAUCAGGCUUUGUGAACAAAGCUGAAUCUGUUUUUUGGUUUUUAAUUCAUUGUUGGCAAUUUUUUUUUUUUUAGUUGUGCUUUGGACAGAAAUCUUCCCUCAUAGCCAUUUAUUACUGUUAAUUGGAGUGGUGGUGUUUUAUUUUUUAUUUUUUUGUUGCUUUAACUAGAGUUAUAAAGAUGUGCGAGAGGUAGGCAGUUUGUUACUGUAAGUAGAUUAGAUGGUGUAUAUGUUAAUUAUUGAGCACAGAGUAAAAGAGCCUGUUAACCCACAUGCAAAUGAACCUGGUCUCAGAUUUCCAGAGCCGCUCAGUGUUCAAAUCCUGCUUUAAGUUACUUUGGAGGAAUAUUUCAAGUUCUCAAUCCCAAACUCGUUUUUUGGAUGUUCUGCAGUGCAGCUUUAAACAUCAGCCUCUGAUGUUUACAUAAUGGUGUUAAUAUUGAUGUGUCUGCAGUUAAAAAAAAAAAAAGUCCUGCCAAAGUUUUGUUGUUGCUUUAAAAGCAGAGUUAGCUGUUGAGCAUCACAGAGAAGUCUGACAUUUUACAUGGUUGGGUUGUUUCUUAAACAGGAAGUAUGAAAAACCGAAGGAAGAGUUUGACAUUUUUGGAAAUUUUCGUGCUCGCGUUCACGCGCGGCCUCGUUUACCACUUGAGUCACAUCUCUGCAAGAAAGCUCGCUUACCAAAAUGCCAAAAUCAUUCAUGUAAACAAAACGGUGCAAGUUGUGACUUUCAGUUAGAUCCAGUGUCUGAGUAAUUUACAAAAAUGACCACGUAAGGCAGCUUUCUCCACAGUAGCCUCAAGGCCUGUCCUGUUUUGGCACAGAGGUCAAAGGAGAUGUGGAAGAAAUCUGUGCUGCAGCAUCGGCCGCUUGAUUAAUUUAGCCAAUGAUCUGUCAGGAAGUGCUGUGGUUAGCACUUCCAAAAUAUGGAAGGUGUGGGACAACCUGAUGAACAAAUGUAGAUGACAGAACCAUAUUUGUCUGUGACACCUUUGUUGCUUAUUUCUGUUGCAGGUCUUAGACUGAUUGUGUCCAGCUGCCUUUUUAUGCAGCUCUGAGGUCAUGUCACGUUUCUUUAAACUGGCCAGUGCUGCCCUUAGUGUAGCCUCAAAUCACCUUUUGUUAGCAGAGGCCUCGAGUUUUCAGUUGAAUGCAGCACUGAGUAGAAAUGGAAGCUGUCCAUCACUACGUUUGGCUUUAAAAGAGGUUUGCCUUUUCAUUUGUUUUCUUACAUGUGUUUGUUCCAACAAAAAAACAAAACAAAAUUUGUGUGUACUGUAUUUUCCAAGUUGUUUACAUUGUGGAAACUUAAUUGUGUUUGAGGCAUUUUUCCUUUUGAAUAAACAAA